GCUCUUAUCUUUAUUUAUCAAACUGUUAUGUUCAUGACCUAUAUGUUAUCAUGGUAGAUUUAUUUGAUGAAAAUGAUACUAAGGAUUUUUGUCGCUCUUUUCUGUUGUACUGUAUCAGUACGUGGAUGUCCCGAUGGUUGGGUGUCACAUCGGUCAACGUGCUAUCAUUUUAGCCACGAUAAAGAAACUUGGGCCAAUGCAUUGACCAUUUGUCAGAUAUUCGAUGGUAACCUAGUAGAGGUUAAAGACACCACCGAACAUAUGUAUCUCUUAUCCCAGGCGAAGCUAUAUGACACAUCAUAUUGGAUUGGACUGAACAAUAUACAAAAGCAAAGCACUUGGGUUUGGAUUGACAGCAAUGGACAAAAUAAUUAUACUCAUUGGGCAUCAGGGAAGCCAGACAAUGCGCAAAAUGAUGCAAACUGUGCACUGUUAGAUGAACAUCACGGAUUUUCAUGGAAUAAUGUACAUUGUUCAGACUUGAUCCACUACAUUUGCAAGAAAUCUGAGGAAGUAUCAGAGAUUAUUGGUUAAUAUAUCAAACUGGUAUGACAAAUAAAUAAUAUGAAAUUAAAUAAUUACGAAACGGUUAUAAUUAUUUGUAAUAUAUAACAUUCACUCAGACAAUUCUUUUAUCGAAAACAGUUUAUUAGCAUGCAUAAGGGAAAAAACAAUUGCGUAUAAGUCUUAACUUAUAAUUUUGGAGAUUUUUUCAG
Messenger RNA from Ruditapes philippinarum (Manila clam), 716 nucleotides. RefSeq names its product perlucin-like protein. The transcript has 5 exons. The record is from RefSeq and is a predicted model, not a curated record. Bases 67 to 534 code for a protein of 155 amino acids. NCBI's taxonomy places the organism in Eukaryota, Metazoa, Mollusca, Bivalvia, Venerida, Veneridae.